Messenger RNA from Phycomyces blakesleeanus NRRL 1555(-), 991 nucleotides. RefSeq names its product helix-loop-helix DNA-binding domain-containing transcription factor. Bases 233 to 826 code for a protein of 197 amino acids. The transcript has 5 exons. Lineage: Eukaryota; Fungi; Mucoromycota; Mucoromycetes; Mucorales; Phycomycetaceae. Gene Ontology annotation, molecular function: DNA-binding transcription factor activity, RNA polymerase II-specific; protein dimerization activity; RNA polymerase II cis-regulatory region sequence-specific DNA binding. Gene Ontology annotation, biological process: regulation of transcription by RNA polymerase II. The record is from RefSeq and is a predicted model, not a curated record.
CAAAAACCAAGAAUAUACCUUGAGAAGAACGAAGAAAAGAAAGAAAAAAACAUACCAGAAUAUUUCUUGUCUUGAGAUUUAAAUUCAUUCGAAACCAACCAGACAUUUCCAAAACAUCUUUCCUUGUCCUUGUGCUUGUGCUUGUGCUUGUGCUUGACUCUGUCUUUGACUUUGUACUUGUCCUUUUCUUUUUCUUCCUUUUUUUUUUUACUCUCUCAUUAAUCUGUACAUCAUGUCCACUGCAACUGACAUUACUGAAAAAAGUAGGCCAACCGGUUUACCCUCCAAUCGAACCAAUGUAACAGUGCCAACACCAUCACCAACAGCUGGAAUAACAAUAUCGACAACAGCAACAACAAUGACGACGACAAAUGGUUCUUCUUCUUCUACUACUACCAGUUCUUCUUCUACCACUAGCCCGACUCAACAUUCUCCAGGACUGAAUGGACACAAACGAGUGUGCGAGGCAGAUGCUGACGAAAGUGAAUCUCAACUGGACAAGUCUGGCCGAGAACGCAAAUGUCGAAAGGCAGUUCAUGAAUUAUUGACUGAUGCUGAAAAAAAGGCAAAUCACAUUGCCUCUGAACAGAAAAGAAGACAGAACAUCAGACUUGGAUUCGACCAGUUGAUUGAGAUUGUUCCGUCGCUUCAUAAUGGUAAUCGAAGUGAAGCACUUAUUUUACAAAAAUCUGUUGAUCACAUCAAGCAACUCAUUUCUGUAAAGAACGAUCUCAAGGAUCAAAUUCGUGACCUUCAAAAUAUUCUAGGAGAGGCUAAUUAUGAGGAAGAUUCUUCUGAAGAUGAGCUGUCUUAUAAUUCGUACUGAUAUACACAAUAUAUACGAGGGGAAUAAUUCAUUAUUUUAUUUCAUCUUUUCUCUUUAAACAAUUCUAUAUUUGAAACAAAUUUCUUAAAGAAUAGCUAAACUAUAUACAUAUAUUUUAUUUAAUGUACUUGACCUGUAAUAGCCAAUAAUGAUUUUCUGCUUGCU